This is a messenger RNA of Sclerotinia borealis F-4128, 3552 nucleotides long. Lineage: Eukaryota; Fungi; Ascomycota; Leotiomycetes; Helotiales; Sclerotiniaceae. The record is from the annotation of a GenBank genome assembly.
AUGGCAAUGCAGAUGUCACAAUUGGACCCGCUGCCCCACGACCUACCCUUUCGAAUCAUCUCUAAAACAAUAGGUAGAGGCGCCUAUGCAUCAAUCAAGAAAGCCAUUCCUCCAGCCGACCCUGCUCCAGUGUUUGCAGUCAAAUUCAUACAUAAAGCUUAUGCUGUCAAACAUGGCCGAAUUUCUUCGAAGCAAAUUGCUAUGGAGGUGUCUUUGCACUCGCAUAUUGGGAAGCAUUCAAAUAUCAUAGAGUGGUUUGCUACAGGCGAGGAUGAUGUAUGGAAAUGGAUAGCUAUGGAGUAUGCAGAAGGAGGGGACUUAUUCGACAAGAUUGAAGCGGAUGUUGGGAUCAAAGAAGACAUUGCACAUUUCUACUUUACGCAAUUAAUUAGUGGAGUAAGCUAUAUGCAUGCGAAGGGAGUGGGACAUCGAGAUAUCAAGCCCGAGAAUAUAUUACUCUCAAGCAGUGGUGAUUUGAAGAUUGCGGAUUUUGGACUGGCAACGUUGUUUGAAUAUAAUGGAGCGAGAAAGCUUAGCACGACUAUGUGUGGAAGCCCUCCAUAUAUUGCCCCAGAGGUGAUCUCCUGCUCUAGGAGUACUCAGACGAAGGUGAAAGGCGCAGGAUAUGCUGCAAAUAUGGUGGAUAUUUGGUCGUGCGGGGUCGUGUUAUUUGUGCUCCUGGUGGGGAACACACCAUGGGAUCAACCUACUGCCGAAAGUUGGGAAUUCGAUGAAUACAUAAAGUCUAAGGGGCGAAGUUCAGAUGAAUUAUGGCGAAAAUUGCCGGCAUCGGUUCUAUCAUUACUACGAGGUAUGAUGAAUGUAAAUGUACCCAAACGAUUCAACUUUGAGCAGAUCAAACGCCAUCCAUGGUAUACACGAAAGAAUCCUCUCCUUACAACUGAUGGCGAAUUGAGCGACCCACUGGGUCUAGCUACUCAGAUGUUGGCGAAUCUCCGGAUCGACUUCGAACAAAAGCCCAGCGCAUCACAGCUCAGCCAAGAUGCAAUGCAACUCGACAGUCAUAACUUCUCUUUCACGCAACCAGAGACUCCGAUCAUGGAUAUGCAGUUCGAUUGGGAACGCCCACCUCGUGUAUUACCUACUUCCCAACCCACCGAGGUCAUUACCAGUAAAGCCCAACUUCCGUCGCCAGUUGUAUCUAAUUUUGGAGAUGCCACACUCGCCGACGAACCUUCCAUGUCUCAGUUCUCUUCCAAUCCCACCGUUUCACUACGUCUCACGCAACAUGCUCGCCGGUUCCAAGAUAUUCUCCCUAAUUACUCGCUUACGCGAUUCUUUUCUCAUCUCCCCGUUCCCCAAUUGUUAACUCUCCUAUCCGAUUCUCUGCAUGUGAUGAAUAUCCCAGUACCACCUUUGGCCCAAUUGCAAAGUAGUCAAUUGCAUGCGGCGUGGAUUAAGGUGCGGGCGGUGGACAGUAGAAGAUGUGGCUUGAAUGGAGAAAUCGUGUUGGAUACUUAUGAGACGGAGGACACAGAGUUGGUAGAGGUGAGGUUUGUGAAGGUUAAAGGGGAUCCGUUGGAGUGGAGACGAUUCUUCAAAAGAGUCGUGGUGGCGUAUCUAGAGCCUCGAGAUAUCGCCAAAUUCCAAUUUGUUUCCAAGAGAUAUCUAGAGCUUGGCCGUGAUGAUACUCUCUGGCGAGAGCAAUGCUUUACGCAUUCCUCAUUCCUGGAGAAGCUUCGCAGACGUCAACAAUUAAUAUCUACAGAAACCGAGUCAGAUUCAGGUAUGCGCGAUUUUGCCAUAGCUCUUGCUGUCAACAAUGGAACUGGCGAUUCAAGACUCCAUAAACCCCGCCAUGAGGUUAUAAAUCUCAACGCUAAAUCCAAUGAAAGGAUUAGAAUACUGGCGAAUUGGGACCCUAGCUAUCCUACUGAAAAGGUCAAUUGGUAUGAUGAGUAUAUUGCAAGAAAUGCACCUAUAACAACAAGUUGGCUCCAGCAGCCGAGGAAUCGCGAAAGCGCUAGUCGCGAAUAUAUGGAUGUGCGAGGAAUGGCUUUAUAUACACCGAGGGGAGAAACUGGCGCUACGAUGGUGGUUGCACCACUUGAUGAUGGUUCCAUUUGUAUCUGGGAUAUCAGUGCGAAUGCGCUCAAAAAGGGCAGCAUAAUUGCGAGAAGCAAGUCGGGGAUUCUUUCGGUGGAUGAAAAUCCGCAAGAUCCCAAGACAAGGUCAAAGAUGAUAAGUACAGGUGUCACAGAAUGUAUCAGUAUUGACAGUACUUUAAAGAAAGCUUAUAUUGCCGUUCAAAGUGGCCUUGUUGAAGUUGAUCUCGAGACCUUGCAGGCGGUGAAUCAUGAAAGAUAUCCGUUUUCUAUCACUGCUCUUUCUGAGGCUAAACAUCCGACACCUCUCACUGUGGGAACUAAUCUUUCUCUGUAUCUUCACGAUUCUCGUCAAAGGACAAAUGUGGGAUCGCCCAGUCUGGCUGAGCGACUCGAUUCGUUUAACGUUACAUCUGACACUGCAAACAAGCCUUUUGGUUCUAAAGGUUUGCUGAAUCCAGAGCCAAGCUCCAUUUAUGCCCACUUGUAUCAGCCGGGUCCGCUUAGUAUUGUGCACCUACCCGUUUCAGGGAAUGAAUGUGAUGGUACUGGAGAUAUUUACGUUGCUGGGCGAUUUCCAAGCAUUCUCCAUUAUGAUCGCAGAAAUUUCUCCAAACUUCGAGGAACGAUUCAUUCUGGUGCACGAUUGUCUCAAAUCGCUACGCUUCCAUACCCUUUUGCAUCGAUGGAGAAGGACCUCGCCCGUCGGGGUGAACUUUCUGUUGAGCAGGUAUGGCAGGCGAAGACUAGACCAGGGAAAACCCUGAUUGCUUGCGGUGAGUACAAUAGUAAAGGCUCGCUGGAAAUGUAUGGUCUAUGCUCUGAUGCAGAUCCGUCCAAUGUAUCCUCCCAAUUCUCCGCAGGGCGGAUGCAAGAAUCUACCAUGAAGAAUCGUCAAACAUCGUCUAGCUCUAAACUCUUAUCUGUUACCAACCACGGUACCCGUAUUGUUGUUUCUGACGGUGGGGGUAAUAUAAAGUGGUUCGAGAGGGAUGGAUUCACUGAGGCUCGAAGAUGGAAUAUUGCCCAUGAUUCUAUUGAAGCUCCAAGGGGUAUAUUCGGCACACUGGGCGACUCUUACAUGGGUCUGGGAUCUGCAGACAUCGCGAUCAAGAUUCAGACAACUGACUCUGGGCUCGAUGAGCGGCCCAUCAACGAAAAUGAUCUUGUUUUGUGGACAGGAGACAAAAUAGGACUGGUAAAUUUCUCUCGCAAACCCGGCUUCACAGCCGAGUCUUUCGAAGAAACCUCCAAAACUGCCGAGGAGGCUCUUCAGGAAAAGGAAGAACUUACCCAUGCAGCAACUAUGAGAAGAGCACUGGAGAUGCAGGCGAAUGAGGUUAGCAACGAAAUGGGCACUGUACAUACGGAUUAUCCUCGAUUUUUAGACCAUUUGAUAUGGUCAGGCGAUAUCUACCCAGCACAACAGGGAAUCCGCGAUACACCCUGUGAUACCAGGCCAAGUUCCCAGGACCACAUUUCGUGA